AUGGCCGGCAAGGUUGCACACUACAAUCCCCAAAUCGAAAUGGUUGGCGCAGAGAAUAGGGGUAACGUCACAUGUUACCUUGACUCCCUGCUGUUUGCCAUGUUUGCGAAACUCGACGCCUUCGAAUGUAUGCUGAAGAACGACUUCACGGACGAACCAAGGCGCAAACUAGUCACGCUUCUCCGAUUGUGGGUGAACAUGCUCAGGAGCGGGAAAAUGAUUCACGCAGAUAUGACGAAACUGAUUCAGGAUGCGCUGGCUGAGUGCGGCUGGAGUGACGCCAAGCUCCUGGAACAGCAAGAUACUUCGGAAGCCUUCGCGUUCGUCACAGAAACGCUCCAAUUGCCCCUGCUGCAAUUACAAGUCGACCUCUUUCACCAAGGCAAGAACGAUAAGGACGACCAUAAAUUGGUCUACGAAAGACUCCUCAACCUCGCUGUACCUCCUGAUUCGGAAGGUAAGGGGAUCAGGCUAGAAGACUGCUUGGAAGAAUACUUCAACACACAGGUUGAUGUACUAAGGGACAGCCACGAAGACAAGAAAGAGGCGGAGAGGGCAACCCCGAAUACCAAUACGAACGGGAUACGGAUUGUUACUCAAGAGAAUGAGCUAGAGGCUGGCGCGCAAGACACGCUGAGUGCGUCCCCCGCGCAGCUUUCUCCCGUCCUUGAGCGGCGGUGGACAGCCUCGCAAACACCCAAUGGCGUGCCAGAGUCUCCCAGCAGCUCUUCGCGGCCAACUCCAAGACACCGUUCAACUAGUGUUAUACAACGCGUGGUACUGGAGGAGAAGGACAAAGACAAGGGAAAGGAGACUGAGCCAUCCACUAUGCUGGAAAAGGCGCGACGAACGAGCUCUACCGUGGUGAAAGCCGUGACGAUUCCGGCCUGGCAGUUCUUCAGAUUGAUUCCAUGGCACGCCGCCGGAAACAAGGAGCCCAAGAACGACAUGGAGGUUGCUAUGAACUUCAACCAGCGUCCUGUCGUCGGCAUCUGCCUGAAGCGGUACAUGAUGUCGAACUCCGGCGUUCCCCAACGCCAGAAUACCUUUAUCGAUAUUCCGGACAGUCUGAGGCUUCCGCACUUCAUGCUCGGCGAUGAGACACAGCUUGAGGAAGACCCCAAUGGCUUCAGCAUGGAGUAUAAGUUAGUGCUGCAGUCUGUGGUCUGUCAUCGUGGCGAUUCUGUCUACAGCGGACACUACAUUUCAUUCGCCAGAGUUGCGCCUAAACUCCUCACCGACAAUAGAAGGCACGACAAUGACCCUCCUCCCGACUACGAGGAGGCGCAAUGGGUCAAAUUUGACGACUUGAAUAUCGAAAACAGGGUGACUUAUGUGGACGACAUCAAGCAAGCUUUGAAGGACGAGAUGCCCUACCUCCUGUUCUACCAGAUCGUACCGAUGGUAGAGGUGGCGUCGACGGAAGAGACGGAAACUGAGCCUCCUUCUUACAACGAGUCCAAGGUCAGCGUCAACCUACCGACCACACCGAACCCGGUCAACGGCAAUAACUCCGGAAUGUCAUCAUCGCGGAGCGACUACUUCGAGAACACAUCAAUAUCUCCACCCAAAGCGCCUAGCAUCCGCUUUUCGUCGGAAUUGGAGCGUCCUAGCCGCAUAAGUUUCGGUGAUGACGAGCCAUACCUAGGUUUCAAGGAUUCUCGAAGGGGCAGUGUUACCUUCACAGACUCCACCCUAGGCACGCCAGCAAUCACGCCGGAUGCCAUAUCGCCCGCCGUGACCCCGGGAGAAGAGACGACGGCUCAAAGGCUUUCGCGCGCCGCCGCCCUCUUCACGGGCAAGAGCAAGAGCAGACCUACGAGUCAAGCAGGAGAGGGCCGCAUCAGUCUUACCAUGACUCGACUCGGCGGGCUCAUGCGACCCAGCAAGGAGCCGCUCCGUGACCCCAACAGUAACGUGAGCAGCAACGCGCUCGCCACAUCCAUCAGUGCACCUAUUCCUGAUCCAGUGACUGAGGAGGAAUUUGUCGAGAACGCUGAUGCCGAACCAACACCAGUUGCGGCACCAGUUACAGAAACCGACAGAAAAGAAUCCAAGGACUUCAAAGAAAGAAAGUCAUCAGAGCAUCAUCACAGGCAUCACAAGAGAGGCAAGUCCAAGAGCCGCUCUACAGAGAAAAAGAAGCACAAGGAUGGAGAUGAGCCAGAGCGAGAGUGCGCAGUGAUGUAA
Messenger RNA from Colletotrichum fioriniae, 2190 nucleotides. RefSeq lists its product as uncharacterized. The record is from RefSeq and is a predicted model, not a curated record. Gene Ontology annotation, biological process: protein deubiquitination. Gene Ontology annotation, molecular function: cysteine-type deubiquitinase activity. Lineage: Eukaryota; Fungi; Ascomycota; Sordariomycetes; Glomerellales; Glomerellaceae. Gene Ontology annotation, cellular component: nucleus; cytosol.